Racocetra persica is the source of this 124-nucleotide messenger RNA. Lineage: Eukaryota; Fungi; Glomeromycota; Glomeromycetes; Diversisporales; Gigasporaceae. The record is from the annotation of a GenBank genome assembly.
CAAUGAAGAAAAAACUGAAGGAUUAAAUUUUCCUAGCAAAAAGUUUAAGCUUAAUAGCUCCAAAAUAAAUAAAUUAAAACAAUUUUAUUCUACUGAAUUAAAUAUUCCAAAGUUAAGAAUAAAG